AUGGAGCUGGCAACUGGAGCAGGAGUGCUCCUUGUUCUCUUUCUGCUCACGACCUUGUCCUUCAAACUUCACAAAGCUAGAGGCCAGCUACCUCCAGGACCCACCCCCUGGCUCUUUCUGGGGAACCUCCUGCAGAAAGAUGCCCUGCCUCUACACAAAACCUUCCCCAAGCUUUUUGAGAAGUAUGGCUCAAUCUUCACCCUCUGGCUGGGGCCAAAGCCGCUGGUUGUGCUUUGUGGAUAUGAUGCGGUCAAAGGUGCAUUGGUGGAUCACGCUGAAGCGUUUGGCGGGCGGCCACCCAUACCUCUCAUUGAAAAAGUGUCUGGUGGCUACGGGCUCAUCAACUCAAACAAUGCAAAAUGGAGGGAACUGCGCCGCUUCACUCUCUCCACACUGAGGAACUUUGGCAUGGGGAGGAAACCGAUGGCUGAGCGGAUGCAAGAGGAGGCAAACUGCCUGGUGGAAGCGAUGGCAGCCAAACAAGGGCAGGCCUUUGAUGCAAUGCCAGAUAUCACAGCUGCUGUUUCCAAUGUGCUCUGCUCUGUUAUCUUUGGGAAUCGAUUCAGCUAUGAAGACCCCAAAUUAAAGGAGCUCUCGGAUUUAAUCAAGGACUUUGUGGGCCUCUUUUUGCGUGUCACCGGAGUGGUGUACAAUGCUAUCCCAAGGAUCAUGGACUUCUUACCUGGACCCCACAAGACUUUCUUCUCUGACUCUUCCAAGCUCUGCCAGUUUAUCCGGGAUAUAGUGGAAUCUCACAAAUUGAACCUGGAUCCACAAAAUCCUGAUGAUUUUAUUGACUGCUUCCUGCUCAGGUUGAAUAAGGAACAAAGCUCUGCUCAGAAUAUCUGUACUGAAGACCUAGUGAUGACUACGCUUAUCCUCUUCGUUGCUGGUAUAGAGACCUCAACCACUAGCAUCUUGUAUGGCCUCCUGUUGUUGGCAAGGUUCCCGCACAUUCAAGCCAAAGUCCACCAGGAGAUUGAUGAGGUUGUUGGAGUCAACCGUGCUCCUGGCAUGGAGGACAGGGUGAAGAUGAACUACACCAAUGCAGUUAUCCAUGAGAUUCAGCGUUACCAGCGAGGGAGUGGUGAGGCCUUUCCACGUUUGACAACUCAGGAUGUGGAUUUCAAGGGCUACACCAUCCCUCAGGGCACCUUAGUUGUUCCACUGCUCAUGUCUGUGCAUUUUGACCCAGCCUACUGGGAGACUCCUGAAAAGUUUGACCCGGGUCACUUCUUGGAUGCAGAGGGUGGAUUCAGGAAGAAUGAUGCCUUUAUGCCUUUCUCUGCAGGGAAGAGGGCCUGCCCAGGAGAGGGUCUGGCCAGCAUGGAGCUUUUCCUCUUCAUUGCCACCCUGCUCCAGAACUUCACCUUUCAACUGGUUACAAACUCCAAUGAGAUGGACAUGGAUAAAAUGUUUCUUGAUUGCAGAGAAAUGGGGGAGCACCGCCUGUUACGAGCCACCAGACGUAAAAAUGUGAAAUGAGAAGGAAAUUCAUGAUUCCAGAAAUACUCAGAUACCCAGAACUAGGUCUCUCUGUCUCCGUGUGUCUCUCUGUUUCUCUGUCCAA
Messenger RNA from Lacerta agilis (Sand lizard), 1570 nucleotides. RefSeq names its product cytochrome P450 2B4-like. Bases 1 to 1485 code for a protein of 494 amino acids. NCBI's taxonomy places the organism in Eukaryota, Metazoa, Chordata, Lepidosauria, Squamata, Lacertidae. Gene Ontology annotation, biological process: xenobiotic metabolic process. Gene Ontology annotation, molecular function: heme binding; oxidoreductase activity, acting on paired donors, with incorporation or reduction of molecular oxygen, reduced flavin or flavoprotein as one donor, and incorporation of one atom of oxygen; iron ion binding. The record is from RefSeq and is a predicted model, not a curated record. The transcript has 9 exons. Gene Ontology annotation, cellular component: intracellular membrane-bounded organelle; cytoplasm.